CACACAUACACCUUAUUGCUUCAUCUAUUCUCUUCCAUUCCAAUAUUUCCCCACAUACAUCACUGCAAUCUGUCUCUAAUUCUCUCCAGUAUAUUUAUAUAUAUUCCUGGUGUUGAGAAGAAAUAAUAAUAAUAAUCGUCAUCAAUGGCGGCUAAACGGUUGUUUGAUGAUUCUGAUAGAGAUGCAGAAGAGGCAAGCGACAAACGCAUGAGACCGAAUAGGCCUUCUCUUGCUUCGAUAAUAGGGGAAGCAGUAAGGGUGAAAAACAUGCAGAACCUGUUGUCAGGGUUGGAACCUUUGCUAAGAAAAGUGGUAAAUGAAGAGGUGGAAAGAGUCAUAAUAAGACACCGUCAUGGAAGUAACUACACGCGUUCUCCUUCACUGAGAAUUGAAGCGGCAUCAUCGUCAUCAUCGGAGCAACCACCGAAGUUGCAACUCAUGUUCACAAACGAACUUUCCCUGCCCAUAUUCACCUCAAGCAGAAUACUCGACGCACAAGGGAACCCCAUGCAAGUGAUUCUUGUUGACAAAACCAACAAUGAUCAAAUGGUUCGAACAAGCCUUCCCUAUCCCAUAAAGCUAGAGCUGGUGGUUCUUGAUGGUGAUUUUCCCGGCGAAGAAUCGUGGUGGAGCAGCGAGCAGUUUAACAGGCAUAUAGUGAAGGAGAGAACAGGGAAGAGGCCCUUGCUUAGCGGAGAAUUGAACCUCACCAUGAGGGAUGGCAUUGCACCCAUGAAUGGGGAGAUUGAGUUUACCGAUAACUCUAGCUGGAUCCGUAGCAGAAAGUUCAGAGUUGCUGUCAGGGUUGCUCCCAACCAACAAGGUGCUAUCAGAAUUCGUGAAGGCAUCACUCAAGCCUUCAUAGUUAAGGAUCACCGUGGUGAAUUGUACAAAAAGCAUCACCCACCAAUGUUGGAGGACCAAGUGUGGCGCCUAGAAAAGAUCGGGAAAGACGGAGCUUUCCACAAAAAACUCUCAGCGGAGGGGAUUAAUACAGUCCAAGAAUUCCUCAAGUUAUCCGUUGUUGAUCCUCAAAUGCUUAGAAAGAUAUUAGGGAUUGGGAUGUCGGAGAAAAUGUGGGAAGCGACAAUAAAGCAUGCAAAGACAUGUAAAAUGGGCAACAAAGUGUAUAUGUACAGUCAUGCUAAUUAUACCAUCUAUCUGAGUCCUAUAUGCCAGUUGAUUAGAGCUGAUAUCAAUGGCCAAAUCCUGCAAGGCCGAGACCUAAACACCUACAAUAGGGGGUAUUUAGAGAAAAUGGUGAGCGAAGCAUAUAGCAGAUGGAACGAGUUGGAGGAAAUUGAUCAAGCCGUUUUGAAUGAUAACGUUGCUUUGUUAACACAAGGAGGGGAGCAAUUUGCAAACAACCAUGAAGCAGCAGCAGCUACACUUGAAUAUGAUGAAAGCAAGUAUUUUGGCUAUGUGCCAAGCAGUAGCCAUAGCCAUAAUAAUGAGUUGCCAGACUGGGAACUGAAUGCCAUGGCUUACGGCUUCUCAAAGACUGGAGCUUCAACUUCUGAUUCUGAGUGGCCCAAUUGAUAUUUGACUUUGGACCCCUACCUACUGUAUAUAUGCAACUUCUUUAGCAAUUCAGUAGUAACCAGUAAGAAGUUUUGAAACCCAUAAAAAAACUAGUGUCUAGGUUUAGUUGGACUAGCUUGGGUGGUUCAACACUUCAACCUGCCCUUAUUGGGCCAGUGUUGCACUCCCUCUCUAACCCAAGCCCAAGCAAAAGGAUAAACUGACUUGUGUCCAGCAUCAGUGAUAGUCUAAGUCUAAGUUUUGACUCUUGAUUAUGAACCAGUAUUUAAUUUGUCA
Messenger RNA from Arachis stenosperma, 1818 nucleotides. Its product is annotated as protein SAR DEFICIENT 1-like. The transcript has 6 exons. Gene Ontology annotation, cellular component: nucleus. Bases 145 to 1539 code for a protein of 464 amino acids. Gene Ontology annotation, biological process: regulation of salicylic acid biosynthetic process. Gene Ontology annotation, molecular function: calmodulin binding; sequence-specific DNA binding; DNA-binding transcription factor activity. The record is from RefSeq and is a predicted model, not a curated record. NCBI's taxonomy places the organism in Eukaryota, Viridiplantae, Streptophyta, Magnoliopsida, Fabales, Fabaceae.